UAUCCUUAUGCCGUUUUCCUGAAUAUUGUUUGUGCCAUGUAUCGAAACCUAUUUAGGAUCAGUACAAAGUUCAGCACGUCAUUAUCUUAGUUGAGAAUGAAUUACCUUUUAUAUUUAAUCUCCUUUCUGGUGAUCAAUGAAGUUAUUGCAUUGGAUCCUUGUGAAAAGAAGACGUCUUGUGGAGACUGCAUUACUGAUUCAAAUAUUUGUGUAUGGUGUUCAAUGAACAAUAUAACGGGUAAAAGAUGCAAGUCUAUGAAUUUAUAUACAAAAACAUGGUGCCCAACCUUAGUAGAAAUACCAAAGAAUGUAAUGGAAUUGCCGAGAACAGAUAAUAAAAACUUUAGUUCUGAUCCAAACGAAGUAAUACAAAUUAGACCACAAAAAUUAAAAAUGAAGCUGCGUGUGGGAGUUCCUAUGAGUUUUAAUUUUUCUUUUAAAGCAGCCGAUGACUACCCUGUAGAUUUGUAUUUUCUUCUCGAUGUAUCUUUAACUAUGACAGAUGUUAAAAAGGAGAUAGCAAAUCAAAGUGAAAAUAUAUAUAUUACAUUGAAGAAUCUCACAAAAAACGUUCAUCUAGGAAUGGGUGCAUUCGUAGACAAGAAUGCCUUGCCAUUUACGCAAAAAGUGAACAGCAAUGUGACUUAUUCUUUCCGGAAUCAUUUAAAAUUAACUAACGCAUCAGAAAAAUUUAGAGAAAUUGUAAAAAAUGUACCGUUUGGAGAAAAUUUCGAUGCACCAGAAGGAGGCCUAGAUGCAUUAGCUCAAGUGUUGUCCUGCACUGAUGAAAUUGGUUGGAGAAAGCAAUCGAGAAAAAUAAUCGUAUUAUUAACAGAUGCAGAGUAUCACGCUGCAGGCGAUGGUAUAGCUGCAGGAAUAUAUAAACCAUAUGAUGGUAAAUGCUAUACCAAAGACGGUCUUUACACUAAGGAAUUGGAUAUGGAUUACCCGUCCAUCAGUAUUAUUAAUAAAUUAGCUACAAAAAUAGAAGCAACAAUUAUAUUCAUUAUAUACAGUGAUUCUCAUCUUAAAACUUACAAGGCUUUAAGUGCAGCCAUUGAAGGAUCGAAAAGCAUACUAGAAACUAAAAGCAAAUCUAACGAAGUUGUUAAGAUUUUGGAGACAAUUUAUGAAGAAAUAUGUAAAACUGUAAAGUUAAAAGCCAAUAUGAAAUCUGAACAAAGAAAAGAUAUCGCAAUAACGUUUAAUCCUGAUUGUACUGGUUUAACAAAGGAUAAAGAAUAUUGUAAGGUUAUGAAAGGUGAAGAGAAACACUUCACAGGUACUAUAAAACUUAUGGAAUAUCACGAAGGCGAUGAUAUGCCAAUAGACAUAGUAAUAGAAGGUAUUAACGAAAGAUUAUUAUUGGAUAUAGAAGUUGUGAAACAAUGUGAAUGCGAAAAUGGAAGAGAAAUCAAUUCCAAAGAAUGUAAUGAAGGAGGAACUUUAGAAUGUGGAAUUUGUAAGUGCAAUUCUAACAGAUAUGGUGUUAAUUGUGUGUGUACUAAAAACGAGAAUAACUUCGCAAAUGACACAUCGACUUGUAUACCCAACGAUGACCCGAGUGGCACAAUAUGCAGCGGACGUGGGUCGUGUAUUUGUGGAACAUGUCAUUGUUCAACUUUUGGAAACAAUGACAAGAAAUACACUGGUACGUACUGUGAAUGUGAUAAUGAAAGCUGCUUGAGAACUAGCAACGGUAUAUGCAAUGGACAUGGUGUUUGCGAAUGCGGCAAUUGCACAUGUCAUGCAGACUGGACCGGUGCCGCUUGUGACUGUCAUGAAACAAACGUAGCAUGUACUAAUAAUGACAAGUUAUGCAACGACCAAGGCGAAUGCGUUUGUAACGAAUGCAAAUGCAGAAAACCGCCGCAUUGGGACGCGCGUAAGGAUUUGAAUGAAUUCUGCGAAAUCUUACCGUGCGCUGACUGUCCUACACAAUGUAGUUUGUUGGAGGAGUGCGUUCUCUGUUUACACCAACAUUUCGACGCUCUCUCUCUCGAUUCCUGUCCUAUAUGUGACCCCUUUAAAAUCACCUUUAUCGAAAAAUUGUCAGAGACAAAGGAGUAUAAAGAGAAUGUAACAUGGAAUGAUUGCCCAGAAAUUAGUGUCGGGUUCGGGUGCUACACGCCUUACCAUUACCGAUAUAUUGGAAUAGAUGACAUUGAAUUAUUAGUUCAAAAAGAGAAGAAUUGUCUAGAAAAUUAUUAUUUACUCGGCGGAACAUUCUUGGGAACUCUUAUUUUGGUGGGAAUAAUAACACUAGUCAGCUGGAAGCUUUUAAUCGACGCACGUGACCGGCGGGAGUACAAGAACUUCAUGAGGCUGGAACGACUCUCGAGUAUCAGGAACAACCCUCUCUAUGCAGGACCCACUACUACCAUAAAAAAUCCGACUUAUGAUUGUGAUUAAUAUAAAUAAAUAAUAAUAUAUAAACAAAUAAUCUCUAUUAUAGUAUGAA
Molecule: messenger RNA, 2461 nt
Organism: Galleria mellonella (greater wax moth)
Lineage: Eukaryota; Metazoa; Arthropoda; Insecta; Lepidoptera; Pyralidae
Product: integrin beta pat-3-like
Exons: 8
Coding region: 97-2412 (771 amino acids)
Biological process (GO): cell migration; cell adhesion mediated by integrin; cell-matrix adhesion
Cellular component (GO): cell surface; integrin complex; focal adhesion
Molecular function (GO): integrin binding
Source: RefSeq, a predicted model, not a curated record